Messenger RNA from Dovyalis caffra, 1629 nucleotides. NCBI's taxonomy places the organism in Eukaryota, Viridiplantae, Streptophyta, Magnoliopsida, Malpighiales, Salicaceae. The record is from the annotation of a GenBank genome assembly.
AUGGAAGCGCUUUUUCCCGCGGGAAUUCUAAUCGCUGCUGUAUUGUUUCAUGCUACUGUGGUUCUGUCUUCUUUUCCGGCCACUUUGCAUCUGGAGAGAGGGAUUCCGGCCAACCAUGAACUGAAACUGAGUCAACUGAAAGAGAGAGACAAAGUGAGGCAUAGCAGAAUGUUGCAGUCUUCAGCAGGUGGUGUUGUUGAUUUCCCAGUUCAAGGCACCUUUGAUCCUUUCCUCGUUGGGCUUUAUUAUACAAGAUUACAAUUGGGUUCUCCUCCGAGAGAUUUCUAUGUACAAAUAGAUACUGGAAGUGAUGUUUUGUGGGUUAGUUGUGGCUCCUGCAAUGGCUGUCCUGUUAACAGUGGACUUCAUAUUCCACUCAAUUUCUUUGAUCCUGGAAGCUCACCAACAGCUUCAUUGAUAUCUUGUUCAGACCAAAGAUGUAGUCUUGGACUUCAAUCCUCAGAUUCUGUCUGUUCUCAACAAAACAAUCAGUGUGGUUACUCCUUCCAGUAUGGCGAUGGCAGUGGCACAUCAGGGUAUUAUGUAUCGGAUUUGUUGCAUUUCGAUACCAUUCUUGGUGGGUCCGUGAUGAAUAAUUCUUCAGCUCCUAUCGUAUUCGGGUGUAGCACAUUACAGACUGGGGACUUGACAAAGUCAGAUAGAGCAGUGGAUGGGAUAUUUGGGUUCGGACAACAGGGCAUGUCUGUAAUCUCCCAACUAGCUUCACAAGGGAUAACACCAAGAGCAUUCUCUCACUGUUUGAAAGGAGAUGAUUCUGGUGGUGGUAUAUUGGUUCUUGGAGAAAUUAUGGAGCCAAACAUCGUUUAUACCCCACUUGUCCCAUCACAGCCUCAUUAUAAUUUGAACCUGCAGAGCAUUUCUGUCAAUGGCCAAACUUUAGCAAUUGAUCCAUCAGUUUUUGGAACAUCAAGCAACCAGGGAACCAUCAUUGAUUCUGGAACAACCUUGGCUUAUCUAGCAGAAGCAGCUUAUGAUCCUUUUAUUAAUGCUAUAACAUCUAUCGUUUCACCAUCUGUGCGCCCCUAUCUUUCCAAGGGAAAUCACUGUUAUUUAGUCUCCUCCAGUAUCAAUGAUGUAUUUCCUCAAGUUAGUUUGAACUUUGCUGGUGGUGCAUCCAUGAUUUUAAUUCCCCAGGACUACCUUAUUCAGCAAAGUUCUAUUGGUGGCGCUGCAUUGUGGUGUAUUGGCUUUCAGAAAAUUCAGGGUCAAGGAAUAACAAUCUUAGGAGGUAUUGACACCACACUUUCUUCUUUUUUUCUUUUAAUUCCUGGAAUUAUUUGCUUAGCAACUAUACUUCAGCUUGGUCCAAUCACACAGCCUCGUGCAUGUCCGCAUGAGGUUGUUUUGGGUUCAUCCAGAGAUCUUAUUCUAAAAGACAAAAUCUUUGUUUAUGAUAUUGGUAAUCAACGGAUUGGAUGGGCUAAUUACGACUGCUCAACAUCAGUAAAUGUGUCUACUGCCAUAGAUACUGGCAGAAGUGAAUUCGUCAAUCCGGGGACACUGAGCAAUAACGGUUCACCAAAGAACAUGCCUCACAAACUGAUACCAGGGACUAUGAUAUCAUUCCUUCUGCAUAUACUAUUGCUCAGCUGUUACUUGUUUUCGUAG